UUCUCUGAUUCUCUCGAUACAUCAGUCUAUCAGGAUGGCCACACUUGGAGAAAUAACUGAUCUCUUCUGCAAACUCGCCUUCCACCUGCAAACCCUAACUCACACUGCACAAAUGCAUUAUCAAGAUGAAGAAACCGAGCAUUCUGAUUCUGUUGAUCUCUCCAUUUCAAGCAUAACUCAAUCUCUUAAUCUCAAUGACAAUGCUGGGGUUAGGGUUUUGGAUACCGCUCUCUCCCUCAUGUGCUUCACAGCGCCACAGGUUUUCGAUUCUAUGAUUGAGUAUUUUGUCAAGACGAUUGUGAGUGUUUUGUCUACUUCGAUAAGUUGUAAAGUGUUGCCAUUCGGGAAAGAAGAGAUUUUGCGGGUUGGCAGUUGCAUUUCCCAGCGGGAUUGCGUGGAAUUUAUUGAAGUUGUUAAUGAUGUUGUAUCAAAAUUGGACCAACAUGGGGUGCCUUCUCAUUUACUAUUACGUUCUGCUGCUAGGGUUGCGGUUUCAACAUCCUGCUGUAGAUAUAUGGUCCCGUCAAUGCAUGUAUUGGAUGUUAAAUCAAUUGAUAGAAGAAGCACUGCUAUCUCAAACCUCCUUUCCCACUUGCCCGGUGACUUAUCCCUUGACAACAAUAAAUUACCACUGAGGUUGCUGUCAUGGUAUCUUGAUCCACUAACAUUAAAACAUGAUAUAUCAAAUAUCUUGCAAGAAACCAUGAAAAGGCCUUUCCUUACUUUGAGCAAGGAGUUUUAUGAGAGGAUGGAAUGGCGCUCCAUUCUUCUGUGCUUGGUGCUUUCUCCAAUGAUGUUUAUUCAUACCAGAGCUCUACUACAUGAUUGGUUCAUGUUGACGGAUCUGGGUUCAGUACUGGAGUUUUUGAUUGAGUUAGUUGCAGUGAUACUAGAUGUCAUUUCUAGACCAACAUGGUGGGGCAUACCGCUGGAGUUGGCAUCAGAGCUGCCAUUUUCUAAUGCCUAUUUCCCAUGCAAGGAUCACUUAUUGAGGAUCUUAUCUGGACCCCUCGUAUCUUCAAGUUUUCAACAAUUAGUUCAAGUUACAAGCGAAUCGGAUUCUCUUGUUUGUAAACAAUUUGGUCCGAUUUCUAAAUCAUCUACAUUGAAGUUUGCAUCUGUUGAUCGCAAAUCUAUCUGGUUUCUUGGCAGGGCUCUUGUAAUCUGCUUUCCAGAUUGGUUCUAUUUUGCAUCAGGGUUACUCUUCUCCAACAAUUGUUAUCAAAAUAAUUGUCAAUUAAAUUGCUUGUUGGAGGCACCCAAUAGCAUCAUGGAACAACCUGCUGUCUCUGCUGCAAGUUUCAUUGCUUGGAUUCUGAGCCCCAAUAGCAAGCCUCACCAGGAUCUGCUGUUUGAGGGUUUGACUCGAAUGUCAGAGUGUUGGUCACGCAAACAAAUUGACUCAGAUGUUCAUGAGAACGAGUAUGGUUGUCAAGUCAUUGGCCUCUGGCUCAAUGAAUUCCAUAGAGUGAUGAAGUAUGGUGUUGAAUCCACUGACAAGUCAUCCAACUGUGAGGCAGAAUCAUAUUACUUUGUUUUACAGAACAGCAUGCUUUUCCGGAGAAUCACAUUAGGGGUUUUGAUUGGUUGUCCUAGUUAUGUUAAGGAAGAUGGAUUUGAAUUGCUGUUGCAUUAUGCUGCAACUGGUCGUGUUCUUCAUUUAACAAGUAAUAAUGCUAGAAUGAAACAUGUAGACGAAUUUAACAGAAAGGAAGCUGUUGCAGGUGCCUGUCUUAUCUUUAGUUUAACUGAUAUUGUUGAGAGGAUAUCUGCUUCAUCAUUUGAGAAUGAAAAAAGCGGAUUGGAUAUUAUUUGCCAAGUAAAAUUAGGGGCAAGCAAGUAUUUGAUAAAGUGUAUGAAGAAGCUGAUCGAGCCCAAUAUUUUUGAAGAUAAUAAGAUGCUGGUGGACCUACAUGAUAGGUUGGAAAGAUGGCGGCAUCAAGGGCAAGAAAUGUUAGAACUUGAUAAAGAUCUUGAUGAUACCAUUAAAGGCUUGAGUAAUGAAUUAUUAUUGUUAUGACUAGAUUUUCGUGAAGGACAUUACCUGCUUGGUGCACUACACAGGUUACUUGCAAGUUUUCUGUUGUUUAUUUAUCAAGGGUAAGUCGUUUAUUACAUUUUAAGUAGUCGUUUAAGUAGAUGGUAAUUCUUGGUAGAUCACUUGAUGUUGUAUCAUGGGCAUCAUGACCCAAGGGAUACUUAUUUUCAAUCUAUCUGGAAAACAAGUUGAGAUGGACAAAGCUUUGAUAAUUUUAUUUAAUAUUAUUAUUAU
Molecule: messenger RNA, 2272 nt
Organism: Manihot esculenta (cassava)
Lineage: Eukaryota; Viridiplantae; Streptophyta; Magnoliopsida; Malpighiales; Euphorbiaceae
Exons: 6
Coding region: 35-2020 (661 amino acids)
Source: RefSeq, a predicted model, not a curated record